This is a messenger RNA of Chelonia mydas (Green sea turtle), 10524 nucleotides long. RefSeq names its product microtubule associated protein 1S (gene MAP1S). Gene Ontology annotation, biological process: microtubule cytoskeleton organization; regulation of microtubule depolymerization; dendrite development. Gene Ontology annotation, molecular function: actin binding; microtubule binding. Lineage: Eukaryota; Metazoa; Chordata; Testudines; Cheloniidae. The record is from RefSeq and is a predicted model, not a curated record. The coding region runs from base 4035 to 8291 and encodes 1418 amino acids. The transcript is spliced from 6 exons. Gene Ontology annotation, cellular component: microtubule associated complex; cytosol; dendrite.
CUACUGGGCUAGAUGGACCUUUGGUCUGACCUAGUAUGGUCGUCAUCAUGUAAUGGCAGAUUCUCUCCCCCCCCCCCCGCCCGCCCCCGGCGCCGGCAGCCAGACCUGUCCUCACUCAGCAGUCAUCCCAGUGGGUUCUGUUCCCACACUGGAGGGGUGGGGGGACUCUGCUUAGAGCAGGAGUCUGGGAGUUGGGACCCCUGGGCUGUAUUGCUGGCUUUGCCAGGAACUGACCUUCACGUCCCAAGUGCAUGUCACUGGACAUCCAUGCCUCAGUUUCCCUUCAGUGUAAUAGGGUUGAUGAUUUCACCGGAGACUAUUUACAGGCCUCGAGACUCAGUUCCAUGGACAAAAGUAGCAGGGACGGGGUUGGGGGCAGACUCCGGAUCUCUUCUCUGUUGCAAGCACACUGAUAGCACUCCUAGCUAGCAUUGUGUACUGUGCCGGUGGUCCAGCUGUCCCUCUUUUGGCCUGGUGGGCAGUCACCCAGCAGCUCUAAUGCAAACGUAGGGGAAGCCUCUUAAGUUACUUAAAAGCCUGGGUGACACUAUUAGCACUGGCUCUGUUCUUAUCUGGCUUGCUAUGGAUGUUGCUUUCCGUUUUCCGGGCCCCAUGAUGAGCUCAGCCUCCGGCUGACACACUGCCCUGUCAUGCAGGCCUCUCUCCUGACACCAAACAGGAAGCGAGCCACAAAGGGAUUGUAGUCAAGUGUUGUGUACAGCCGAGGUGGCGAUAGUUCCUGCCCCGUUGGGCUGUUGCUACAGUCUGUCAGGGGCGUUUCCUAGCAUGUUGGCUGAGUUCACGUAGCAGCAAAACCAUUGCGGUGUGAGUUUUGGGCCGGACCCUGCCCCAGCAAGUUCUCUGCUUGGAAUGGGUGGCCGAGGAGGCAGAAUGCAAUGCAGCUGGGUCACCCCCGGCUUGCGCAGGUCUCGGCAGCGUAGGCUCUCAUUGGGAAAGGCAGGGCCAUCCUCGUAUUGUGCCCCCAAGGGGCCUCCUCAAUCGCAGGUGCUGAAUGAGGCAGCCUGGCUCUGCUGCCUUGCUCAGGAGAUCAGAGCAGUUCCAGUAAGUCUCCGGGCAGUAAGGAGCUGGGGAGAAGAGAUGGGCAGGUCGGAUGGGUUGGUAAAUGCUGAGGUGCAGAACAGCACAGAGCCCAGCUGUGUGGCGCCUGGCCUCCAGACUCUGCUUGAAGGAGGUGUGGGAGCCAGUUGCAGAGUGACCCUGCUUUGCAGCAGGAUGUGACUUGAAUUCGUUGCAAGAGACCCAUGUUAACCCAGUCAGUGCAUGUGAGCAGGGACUAGUCAGUGACUCCAAAUGCAGGUGAAGUGACAGCCAUCGUCACUGAGCUUUACUUAGCCACAGCUGGUGCUGUGCCAGCUUCCCUAAGCUGCCCUGCCAGCACACUGUAGCCCUGCUUGGCAAGGGCCAGCACUAGAGGCAAGGGGGGCUCCUGUUUGGUGGCAGAGACCAAGGGCUGAACGGCCCAAGGGUGCUGUGAUGUGAACAGCUGUCCCUGGGGAGCUUGCCUGUGAGCAACUGAACUCCCAUGGGGGCCACCAAACAGCGCCUGGUAAUGACUGAGCCGCUACUCAUCUGGGCCAGGGUUUGAACCCGUGACCUCCGGGAAGGAAACUGAGGGACUGUCACUCUGGAAGAAGGCCGCGAAACUGACUCCUAGCCUGGAACGCAGCUGGAGCUGGUUGGUCGGGCUGCAUGGGAUCUGGGCCACCCUUGUUGCUCAUGUCUCCAGUUCUGGGUUGCGAGGAAGAGUCGGUCUGGGAAUCGCACUGGGGCAGCUGCAGGUAGGGGGCGAGAGGCGCCCUGGGCUGGACUAGAGGGGCAGUCUGUGCAGACAUGGAAGAGGCUGUGUCUUGCGCCAGCCAGCCCGGUAGUCUUGUGGUGGUGGGAGGAGGGAAGGUAGAAGUGCCUUUGCUCACUACCUCUUUUCUGCCAGACAGGUUCUGCAGAGAGGCUGGAGGCAAAAGCUCCCGCAGGCACAGGCCGUGCAGCUGCCUUGUGGACUGGGACCGCAGCAGUCUGGGGGGCCAUGCGUGACUGGGCAAUUCCUCCUCUGUCAGCUGCAGCACGGCAGCGUCCGACUCCCUCACUUACUGAGGAGGGGAGCGGCUCAGACCCUCACCAGAGCGACUGGACUCCUGUUUGAGGCCUGGGUUCUCAGGACGCUGAGGCAGGGUCGGGUGGCACAGCACUGGCCUGUUGGGUCCAACCUGCCUUUGGCUGAAUGUCCCAGGAGUCGGGAUCCAUGUUCCUUGCUGCAGAGCAUCGACACAGCCCCGUUACACCAGGACAGCCUUAUAGCUGUUGCUCCAAAGGCCAGGCUUGCUGGGUUGCCCGUUGCUGGACACAGGUCUCUUCUCUCUCUGGCAAGGGUUCAGGGCAGCACUUGACUCAACGCUCCCUUGAUUGGCGUGGGGGGGCUCCUGCUACCUUUGCGCUGCGCUGACCUCUCCCUCAUGAGGCUGGGAGCGGCUCUCACUAGCCCGGCCGCUGCGGGUAUCUGCCGGCGCUUUUCCCUUUCACUGGCCAAGUGGCAGAGGGAAACGGCCUGUUGCGAGAGCCGGAAGCCCAUUCCUCCCCCGUGGCUGUUCGUAGGCCCCCAGACUUGUCUGUCCCAGGACACGCCCUGCCAGGCGAGAGGGAGGCUGAGGAACCUGAAGCGCUUCCAGCAAUGGGGGGCCAGUGGCAGCAGCUUGUGCCCUGGGCUGGGGCAACUGCACGGAGCUGUCAGGGCGCCCGGAUCAUGCUGCGUUUUAUUGAAGGAACUCUCUGGUCUCCUAAAAGCUGCUCACGUGUAUAGGCCGCGCCUGCAGGGCUGGACACUAGCCAGACGAGUUGUGGGCCCUGCCUGGGAACGCUUAUGCUUGCCUGUGGGAAUGAGGACAGGGCUGGGGGUGGGGGAGUCAGCACAAGCCUUUAGUGCCACUCCCUCUGAUCAGCCCUUGGGGGCAGGCCUAGCACAGGGGCUGCGGCUUCUAGUCACUUUAUCUCCCCCUCGCGCUCUUGCAGAAGUGAUGGCAAGUGCAUCGUAUUGUCCAGCACGUGUCUGCAUAACCCCUUCCCCUCCCUGCAUGGCGGUGGGGAGGGCUCUGUGUGCAUGGCAGGGUCGUUCUAUUGCGUGUGCUGUAACCUGGCCCUCCGCUCUGUCCCCGAGCGGGGGGUAGCACCCGCCUUGGGUGCGAGUGGCUCGUGUGACCCUGAGGGCUUACAGUGCAGGGGCACAUGCUCUUCCCUCUGGUCCAUUUUGUGUAUUCCCUGUAACUUGCCAUGAGGGGCCAGUGACCCCUGGGCAGAGCUCCCAUCCCUGCUCCUCGGGCUGCUAGCUGAGUAGGGCACCAUUCCCCCGGCGUGGGGCACAAAGGUCCCUGUAAGGCGGCAGGAUUCUCUCCGGAUGGGGCUGGGUGCAGCGUGCCCUUCUGGCGGAGGCUGUCACAGGGCCUGCGGCUGCUUUUCAGCCCUUUCUGCCUGAUCCGGAUUGUUCCGCAAGACGGUGCCGUGCCAGGGAUUAAAGACCCUGACAGGGGGGCUUGGUUCCCCUGACUUACCUGGCUGGUAACUGAUCCUCCCCCCACAUGCAAGAGGAGAGCAAGAGCAGACCCACUGCUAGGUGGCUCCCUCUGACCCAUUCCCCCGCAGCAUAUUCCUCACCUGGGGCAGUUCUGCUGAUCCUGGUUCCCCUUCCCUGGCUUGUCCUGGCCUUGCAGCUGCCUGGGCAAAGGGGGCCCUAUAGGGGCCUGCUCCGGGGGCUGGGAAAGCUCUUUCUUAAAUGGCUCAGUAGGGGAUGGCUGGGGGCUGACCCAUUUGAUAGCCCAGGAUGUCCCGUAGGUCCUGCCUCCUCCCCAGGACUCGCUGUCCGUGCUGCUGGAGAGGAAUCUGCCCUGCCAGCCAGGCAUGUCCUCUCCCUGUCCCCUGUAGCCAAGUUCGCGCAGGGUCCCCAGUGCUUGCAUUCCCAGGGGUGAAGCCCUCGGAGCAGACCGAUUGCUCACCCCUGUGCCAAGGCAGCUGGCCUCGUUCCACGGAUGGGCAGGGAGGCAGAAGCCGCUGCGGGUGAAGUUAUUUGCCCAGCCGGGGCUAGUGUCACAGCCAAGAGCAGCCCCUGGGAAUCCCAGCGGUGGCUGGUCUCCGUGAGCCUUGUACCUCUCCUGGCAGCGUUGGGGUGGGGUGGGCUCUGCACCCCUUUGAGAACUGUGGGUGCUGAUUGUUCUCUCUCCCCCCCAGGGAUCCGCUGCUGGGACAUCGACCUCGCCUCCUGCAACCUGGACGAGCAGCUGAAGCUGUUUGUGUCUCGGCACUCGGCCACUUUCUCCAGCAUCGUGAAAGGUCAGCGGACCCUCCACCACCGGGGGGAUGUCCUGGAGACACUGGUGCUGCUCAACCCUUCGGAUAAGUCCCUGUGCGAUGAGCUGCGGAACCUGAUCACGGACGUGUCCCAGCACAAGCUGCUGGUGUUUGCCGGGCCCUGCGUGGAGGAGACCGGGGAGCUGAUGCUGCAGACAGGCUGCUUCUCUCUGCGGGACUUCAUCCAGAUCUUCACAGACAAAGAGGUUGGGGAGAUACUGAGCUCUGCAGACCCUUCGGCCAAGGCCAGCCUGACCGUCAGCUGCCCUGACUUUGGGGAGUGGCAGGACUCCAGCCUGGAGCAGUACAACCUCCAGGACUUCAUUGAGCUGCGGAUCAACCCGGGCUGCACGCUGCCGGAGAUGGAGGGGCUGCAGGAGUUCGUGGAAUACCUCUCGGAGUCCCUGGAGCCACAGUCCCCCUUCGACCUGCUGGAGCCCCCGACCAUGGUGGGCUUCCUGAAGCUCUCCAAGCCGUGCUGCUACGUCUUCCCCGGCGGGAGGGGGGACACAGCCUUCUUUGCUGUCAACGGGUUCAACGUCCUGGUGAACGGGGGCUCCAACCCCAAAUCCUCCUUCUGGAAGCUGGUGCGCCACCUGGACCGGAUUGACUCCAUCCUGGUGACGCACAUCGGCACGGACAGCCUGCCGGGGGUCAACAGCCUGCUGCAGAGGAAGGUUGCUGAGCUGGAGGAGGACCCCUCCUCACAGGGCUCCCAGAGCAACGGGGACUGGGUGAAGAACCUCAUCUCCCCCGAGCUGGGCGUCAUGUUCCUCAACGCGUCCGAGAAGCUGAAGGGUAUUGAGGGAAACUCUAGGGUGCUGAAGAGCUGUGAUGAAGCCAGCCUGACUCUACGCUACCUGGAGAAGCUGGGGAUCAGGCCCAACCCACUCUGCAGGGACAGCGGCCCCAAGGUGGGGCCCACGGUGCUGUUCCAAAAGAUGGGCGUUGGCAGACUGGACAUGUACGUGCUGAACCCGGUGCGGGGCAGCAAGGAGCUGGAGUUCCUGCUGCAGCACUGGUCCGGCAACGGCCACCCCAGCGAGCAGGAGCUGCCCUUGCAGUGCCUGACCUCCAUCUGCGCCCUGCUGGUCUGGCAUCCUGCCAGCCCUUUGGAGAAGAUCAUCCGGGUCCUGUUCCCAGGCUGCACCCCGCAGGGCAGGAUCCUGGAGGGGCUGGAGAAGGUGAAGCACCUGGAGUUUUUGAAACACCCGGUGGUCACUGAGAAGGACUUGAAGGUGCUGGCUGCUCCCCGUUCCGAGAAGCAGCUCACGCCAAAGAGGGCGGAAAGCAAGGAGAGCCUCAAGUCGGCGUCCAAGGAGAGCCUCCGGUCCGCUUCCAGACUGAGCCUGGUGGAGGCCGGGCCCCCGGCUCCCAAGGAGAAAGCCCUCAAGUCAGAGAAGAGGGAGGUGAAGCCAGUGCCCAAGGAGAAGGCCAGAGGGCCGGGCGAGGUGGCCAAGGCAAGGCCAGAGGAGGAGAGAGCCGAGGAGCCCAGAGCCAAGCUCGACUCUUCAGCUGAGAAGCUCAAGCCAGAUGUGAGGCUGAAGCUGAGCAAGGAGAAGGCCCCGCCCAAGAAAGAGUCCCUGCCCCAGGAAGUGAGGAAGGAGGAGAAGAGGCCUCUGAAGAAGGAAGAUGGUGCUGAGGGGAAGGCAGAUGGCAGGAAGGAGGUGAAGACCGUGAAGAGGGAGGGGAAAGCCGAGCUGCUGCGGAAGGAUGCCAAGGAGAGCAAGGCUGAGGGGAAGGCUGCAAAGCUGCCUGCCCACAAGCUGCCUGGGCUGGAGCCCCGCAAGCUGGCCCUCAGGACAGGGAGCCUUAAGAAAUCCACUCUCAAGAAGGAGCCGGAGAAGCCCAAGGCCAAAGCGGCCAAGGAGGCAGGUGCAGCUGGCAAGAAGCCCCCGAGCCCUGAGGCUGGUGGGUCAGAAGGCUCCAAGUCGCUGUCCCUGGAGGCCCUGACACGGGAGGCGGCAUGGGCGGGCACCGAGGCCAGGCAGAAGGAGGAGUCAACAGACGAGGGGAUCACCACAGCGGAGAGCGAGCUGGAGCCGUCCCCGCUGGAGAACGGGGAGGCUGGGCAGUGUGCUGGCACUGAGGGCCCAGCUGGCUGCGCCGGGCUGGGGCCCAUGGAUUGCCAGGAGAACGGCCUCGACCCAGAGGAGCUGGACAGCCCCCAGGGGUUCCGGUACCUAGAGACUAGCCCACUCAAGCCCAUCUGGCCCCCUUCCCCCCUCGCCAAGACCCCCAAGAGUGACCACAGUGUGGACUUUGACCUGACGCCCACGGGGCUUCUCAACCACUGCCAGGAGGGCGCCGAGGACCCAUGCGGCAGCUCCGAGGAGAAGACCCUGGAGAUGAUGUCCCCCUCCAGCUCGGGGCCGGCCAGUGCCAGGCACACCCCGUUCCACCAGUCCCCAGUGGAGAACGCAGUCAUGGUAGAGGAGCUGGCGUCGGGCACCAACGACAACAAACAGUUCAACUCCUGUCAUUCCUCCCAGGAGAAGCAGGCGGGCUGCCUGUCCCUCAGCCCCUUCAAGGACGAGCUCCCUGACGUCUCGCCCACCAUCACCACCCCCUCGCUGCCGGCUGAGGUGGGCUCCCCCCACUCCACUGAGGUGGAUGAGUCGCUGUCGGUCUCCUUCGAGCAGGUGCUGCCCCCGGUGAGCGAGUCGCCCCAAGAGGAGCUGAACCGGCCGCAGGCGGGCGGGCUGACCCCGGAGCCAGAUGCCUCGGUGGGCAAAGGCGGCUUGUCCCUGCCCAUCCAGCCCUGCCACCACACCCAGCUGGGCAGCGACGGGGCAGACGGGCUGCGCCAGCACGGGCGCCGCUCCGACUCCCCCCACGACGUGGACCUGUGCCUGGUGUCGCCCUGCGAGUUUGAGCACCCCAAGUCCGAGCGCCCCCCCUCCCUCAAUGUCAGCCCCCGGGACCUGUCCAAUGACAGCGACCUCUCCCAGGAGCUGGCCAAGCCCCUGGCCCAGAGGAGAGGCCUGAGGAGCCAGGGCCGCCGGCUGCAGCUGCCGCAUGCCGCGGAGACCCCCCCCACCUCUGGGAGCGAGUCCCUCCCCACGCUCUCAGACUCAGACAUCCCUCCUGCCACCGACGACUGCCCCUCCAUCACGGCCGACGGCGGGCUGGACUCAGACGAGGAGUCGGAGCACCUGGCCAGGGGCCCUGCCCGGGCCAGAGACCCUCCUCCUGGCCCCCUGAAAGACCCCUGCCCCCUUCCUGCCCAACCUGGCAUCUGCAUGGUGGAUCCAGAGGCUGUGCCCUCAGAGCAGGCCCGCACAGGGAAGAAGGAGCCCGCUGGCAAGGUGAAGAGGACUCCCUCCCGCCUGGGCUCGGCCCCCAUGUCCCAGAAAGCCGAAAACCCCAAACACUCGACCCUGGGCAGCAAGGCCAGAGGCCCCAUGGGCUCAGCAGACAAGGUCAGGACGCUUCCCCCAGCCAAGGGCACCCCCAUGGAGAAGGGCCCACGCCUCGGGGCCGGCGGGGACACCAGAGCAUCGCUCAAGAGCCGCAGCGCUGGGGCCAGGCCGCUCUCGGGAGCCGGCAGAUCGUCUCCCGCAGGCUCCAAGGCCCUUUCUCCCCCCGAGCCGCCGAUCUACCUGGACCUGGCCUACAUCCCUGGCUCCCGGAGCGCCAGGACGGUGGACGAGGAGUUCUUCCGGCAGAUCCGCUCCCUCUGCUACGUCAUCAGCGGAGACGACCACGUCAAAGAGGGCGUCAUGCGACCCAUCCUGGACGCGCUGCUGGCGGGCAAACGUCACUGGGGGAGCGAUGUCCAGGUGACCCUGAUCCCAACGUUUGAUUCGCUGGUGAUGCACGAAUGGUACCAGGAAACCCACGAGCGCCAGCAGGAGCUGGGCAUCACAGUGCUGGGCAGCAACAGUACAGUGGCCAUGCAGGACGAGACCUUCCCAGCAUGCAAAGUGGAGUUCUGAAGGCAGCCCACGUUAACCCUUUCCAGCCAGACUUGGAGCAGGUGCUUUGGACCUUGCAGAGGGGAGAUCGCCCACAGUCGUCAUCACAUUGCAACCCAUUGGAAGGGGGGAGGGCUUGGCAAGGCCCCGUUGGCCAUGGGUGAUUGGGAAGAGGCACUGUAAGAUUGGAAUGAACUCUGCAUGGCCAGCUUCCUGCAAGAUAGGAGGGAAUCUCCCCUGGACUGGAAAGGGUUACACUGAGCGCUUGCCUCUCCCAUCCUGUGCACCACAGCCACUCACCGUCUGGUUAUUGCAUGCACACAGGCCCCAGCCUCUUGCUCUGUAUCCCUACAGGGGGCGGGGGGGGCUGGAUCGUGGGUUGGCAGGGUCUGUAAUCCCCACUGCUGGCAGAGGUGGGGAGCAGGUUCUGUGGCUGGGGGCCGAGGCAUGCUACAGGAUAGCUGUUCCUCGCCUCCCUCCCCAGCCCAGCCACUGCCCCCACAGCCUCUGUGUAGGGACAGGCAUGGCCUUCUUCUGUCCGCCCCAGUGAUGGAAACGGGACCAGUCUACUCUCCCUGAUGUCAAGCAGGUACCUUACACUGGUCAGGUGAUGCAGCAAUGGCCACCCCACUGCAGCAUCGCCCCAGGGCUCCUAAGGGCAGCCUGGACUGGGGCUCCAAUCGCUGGUGGCAUCCAGUCGCUUCCCUGUUGUGUGGCGACCAGUUGGAGUCUCAUCCUCUGGCUGAGGGCACAAGUGAAACGAGUCUGUGAGUCAUACACCCCAGUGAUGCCCCUGACAGCAUGACCAUGUGCCAGGGAGGGGGGCUGCUAUAGUGGUGGGGGGGCUGUAUCCCAGUUGACUGCCCUUCCCCCAGCUGCUAUUAGUCUCCUUUUUGUGCCCCUUAAAACUAAAGUCCCAACUGUCCUGUUGCCCCCACAGAGAUGCCAGGUUCUCAGGUAGACACGAUCUCUCUGACCCAGAUUAAGGGAGGUUGGAAGCUGAAUUGGGGCGGGGGGGCUGGACUGGGCUGAUGGUUUCCUGCCUUCCAAAGCAGUGGAGCAUGGAGUGGGUUCUCCCUGCAUGGGGUGUGGAACUGUGACCCCACCCUGCUAGAGCUUUCCCAUGCCAGCCCAGUCUCCCUUGCCUGGUGGGGGUGGUUGGGCUGGCAACCCCAGCCCCACCCCAUGGCGGACCUCAGAAGCCCUAAUGUUGCUGUAAAUGUUUUAAAGCCAAAUUUCACGGGCCUUUUGAAAGUUCAUGUUAAGUGUGAUCGCUGGGAGCAGAGGGCCUGGGUGUGGGGGGAUGGGGGGUGUGAGUGUCUCCCGGGGAGGAGGAGAAUUGUAGUUGUCUUGUAACAGUCCCCCCUCCCCUUCUCCAAUCCCUGUGUCAAAACUGACCGGGGGUGCUCCCGACUUCAGCUAAUAUCCCCCUUCUGCAAACCCUGCUGCUCCUGUCUCCCGUACCCUGCAUCCCUGCUGCUGACCCCAGCCGUCUGCGUGGGCCAAGCAGAUCUCAGGGGGCACCACUGGGCAUGAAACUUGUGGGGGGCCUGAAUCCCCAGCCACGUUCUAGCUUCUCCACAGCUUUCGCAUCUUUCUUUUUCUCUAACUCAUCUUGAAGAGCAAGUUUGGGGAGAGAAUGUGACACUAACCUGUUCUGUAAGUUUGCAACUUACCUUUUUUGUAAAUUUUUUUUAAAUGAAGAAAAAAACCAAAACUGCUACACACAGAAGGUUCUUAUUUAUCUGCUUACCACUGUGAGGCACCAGUGCGCCCCCCCGGGCGAGCUGCUGGGAAGGGGGGCUCUGCAGCUCCUUGCAGAUUUCAUCCCCUCUUGUAUCCAUGGCAGAAGGGUUUAAUCCUGUUCUCAGUGCUCGCCUGGCUGGGCUUGGAGGCCUUUUUACAUUUGAUUGUAUUGUACUAUGUGUCUAGGAGAUGUUUGGGGGGGGUGGGUGGGGAAAGGGGAAUUGAAUGUUACACCUUUUAGUGCUUUAUAUAUUUUCUUAGCUAGAAGAUGUUUUUAAAGAGGGGGUGAGGGAAGGAGCUCAUGAGGUUGCCCCACCUUCUUAUAGCUCAAAAUGUGGGGGGUGGUAACCACCUGUUUCUCCACCCCUUUGUGACUUCUCCCAGGCCGGGGCAGGGGGUGGGUUCGCUAGAAGUUUUAGGCACCGACACACACGCGCCACGAUGUUGCACACACGAUGUUAUGGUUUGGUAAAUGUAUUGAACAAGCAUUAAAGAAACACUAGCCCAA